This is a messenger RNA of Ambispora leptoticha, 171 nucleotides long. NCBI's taxonomy places the organism in Eukaryota, Fungi, Glomeromycota, Glomeromycetes, Archaeosporales, Ambisporaceae. The record is from the annotation of a GenBank genome assembly.
AUGAAAUUUUAUCUUAGAGCUACUGGUGAUGAAGUUGUUACUUACAGUGCUUUAGCUUCAAAAAUUGGUUCACUUGGUUUGGCUCCUAAGAAGGUUGGUGAAAAUAUUGCUAAAACUACAGUGAAUUGGAAAGCUAUUAUCAUAAUUCCUGAAACACCUGAUAAAAAUUAA